CUCGCCAGUGAGCAGGUACGAGUAGGUAGGCCCAAAUGACCGGAUGACACUCGAUUCCAGUGAUAGCGAACGCUUAAAAUGAAGCCCGAGGGCGACACGAGGGCCAGGCGUACAAGUUGCCCAUCAUGGCCUCAAUGAUGUUUGGCGAUUUGAACAGUUGUCGUCUCAUCUCGCUAGGGAGAGCCAGAGUUCGGUCAAGCCUGGGUGGUCCACCAGGGUUGCCCACAGAGGGCUCCAUCGGCCAAUAUGAAGCGAGCUCGAAUUCAUCAAUAUGGAUGGGCGUCAAAACACGAUCUUGAUCUGAACCGUCAUGUGGCCUAUGUUAUUUGCUGUUCUCGUGAAAACAAAUCCAAAUUGGAAUGUGAUCUUCCACAUCAGCCAUGGAUCUCUUUCAAACCGAGUUCAUCCACAUAUGCACGCCAAAACCACUGUGUCGAUAUCACCGAAUUUCACCGAGGACCGGAUCUGGCUCAAUGGGCAGGAGGAGGCCAUGGCUAAUCCGAGACUCGUCAACUGUUUGCGGGAAGUGAAGAGACGAGCCCGUGAAUCCGGACAAACCCCGCAAACGAGACUCGAUUGGCACAUCCGCAUCUGCUCGGCCAAUAACUUCCCCACGGCUGCGGGCCUGGCCUCAUCCGCUGCGGGUUAUGCCUGUUUGGUGUACGCUCUCUGCCAAUUGUACGGGGUCAAGGGAGACCUAAGUGAAUUAGCACGGCAAGGAUCCGGAUCGGCGUGUCGGAGUGUCCUGGGAGGCUUUGUCCGAUGGCGAAUGGGCUCAGAUGCCCAAGGACAUGACUCAUUGGCGCACCAAGUGGUGGGGCCGGAGCAUUGGCCGGAUAUGCGGAUCAUUAUUCUAGUGGCCAAUGAUGGACAGAAGAAGGUGCCCAGCUCGAUCGGUAUGAAGCGAAGUGUGGGAACCAGUGAAUUGCUGAAGUUUCGAGCCGAAAACACCGUACCCAAACGCAUUGAAGCCAUGGAAAAGGCCGUUCAAGAUCGCGAUUUCGCCACCUUUGCGGCCUUAGCCAUGAAAGAUUCCAAUGAGAUGCACGCCACUUGUCUAGAUACCACCCCACCUUGUGUUUAUAUGAGUUCCACCUCACACCAAGUGUCGGACCUCGUUCACAAGAUCAACGAGCAUUUUGGCACACCAAUCGUUGGAUACACAUUCGAUGCAGGACCGAAUGCAUGUUUGUUCCUUCUAAAGGAGCAUGUUCCCCUUUUGGUUCAUUUGGUCCGUCAUUACUUUCCGACCUCUGACACGACCUUUAAAGGAGAUCCCUUCCGUGGUCGCGACUUCGACGUGGAGAUAUCCUCUGGCGAGGGAAAGUUUCAGUCCUUGGAAUCUUCAAUGGACAUGGGCACAAAUCCCGAUGCUUUGAAGUAUGCCAUCUACACAAAAGUGGGUUUAGGGCCAGAGGUCCUCACAAAUACCUCGGAUCACCUCUUGGAUGAAUUGGGUAAUCCCAAGAUGUGAUUCAUGAAUCUCCCCUGUGUUUCUUUUUGCAAAACCAUUCCCCACUCAAUUAUGCAUUCCUCCCACCUAAAUGUGCAUUCAAAGAAACGUUACGUGCAUAAUUUAUGCAAGUGCACCCCCAAAGGCUUCUCAUAUGGUUAUUCGCGUUUCAUACUUGGGCGAUUACUUGAAUAUGACUCGCACAAGUUCCCAUAGAAAAGCCCCUAUGGCCCGCUUAAAAGAAUGUACCGGAUUUUUUAUAAACUGUUGUUCGCCGCCCACCCAAAAGCGAAACCCCAACGCUCCGCUCCGUCCAUUCAAUGUGUGGUGUUGUUUUGUAUUGACAAUUGUUAUCUUAUUUGUUACAUUCACAUGUUGCCUCUUGUUAGAUAUUUUUUAUAUACUCAGGUUGAACUAAUGGUUGUUUUGUUUAGGGAAGCAAAUACAUGAAUUUUCGCAAAGUG
Molecule: messenger RNA, 1917 nt
Organism: Tigriopus californicus
Lineage: Eukaryota; Metazoa; Arthropoda; Copepoda; Harpacticoida; Harpacticidae
Gene: Mvd
Product: diphosphomevalonate decarboxylase-like
Exons: 7
Coding region: 311-1474 (387 amino acids)
Biological process (GO): isoprenoid biosynthetic process; isopentenyl diphosphate biosynthetic process, mevalonate pathway
Cellular component (GO): cytosol
Molecular function (GO): ATP binding; diphosphomevalonate decarboxylase activity
Source: RefSeq, a predicted model, not a curated record